Racocetra fulgida is the source of this 1566-nucleotide messenger RNA. The record is from the annotation of a GenBank genome assembly. NCBI's taxonomy places the organism in Eukaryota, Fungi, Glomeromycota, Glomeromycetes, Diversisporales, Gigasporaceae.
AUGUCUUAUAAACAAGAUAGUGAUUCAUAUGUAGCAUCACCCAUAAAUAUAAAACCUCCUCCAUUUCCAACUGAUGCUACUUCAACUUCUUCAAAUAAACGAUGUAGUAGUAAUGACUUGCUAUCAACAUGUAAAGAUUUAUCAAUCGCAAAAAGUAGUCUUAAAGUUGCAAACCAAGUGUUCAAAGAUUUAAAACAUGAAGAUAUAUCUGCAAAAGGAUUGGAAGUAACCAAAUAUGGUGAAGAUAUGUUAGAAGAAAUUCAAAAAUUGUUAUCUAAAAGUUCUCGUUCUAAAGAAACAAAUGAUCAGUCUUGCGAACUUGAAAAUGAUGAGAAUAAAGCAAAUCUUAGAUUUAAAAAAUUUAUUGAGGAGUCCCCUGAUUUUCAAUAUUUUGUAGAUCGUCUUUGGAAUAUCAAUCUUUUAAUUGAUAAUGAAAUAAACGAUGCAAUUAAUAAAUUGAGGGUAGCAAUCAAGCAUUGGAAAUCUAAACAAGGUGGUUGGAAUCUAAUUAGAAGUAAAACUUUUUCCUUUGUCAAAUUUCUUUCGAUUUCAAGAAGACGAUUUGAUGAUAAAUUUAAGAUCAAUGAAAAUGAUCUUUCGGAGGGUGAGAUAGUUAUAGGAAGUAAAAAGCAUAUAUCUCAACGAAUUUAUCGAAAAUAUACCAGAGUUGCUGAAAAGACUGUUGAUAAUUGUGAUGAUGACGAAUUGAAAAAAGAAAUUAAAUAUAUGCAAGAACUUGAAUAUUCUAAUUUAACGUCAGAUAAUAAAUUAUUAAUUGCGCGCGGAAUUGCCAAUGCGUUGGAUUAUUGCCAUGAAAAAAAUAUUUUACAUGGUGAUAUCAGAACGUUAGAAGAAAUCAAACGCACAAUACUUGACGGAAACCGUCCUGAACUUACAUCAGAAGAUGGUGAAUACCAAAAAAUUAUUAAAAAAUCGUGGUCUCAAGAUCCUUCUUCACGUGAUACUAUGAAAUCGAUCCUAGAGCAUCUGAAUAAAUUAAUAAAUUCUUCUGGGAAAGAUGCUAAUGACGAUUUUGAUAGCACUGAUCAUAUAGAUCUAUCAAAUUAUGGAAUUUUAAGACGUAAUAGCCACAUUCGAUCUAGUCAAUAUUCAAUCUCAUAUAAAGACAUAGAAAGAGGUAUUGAUUUCCAUAAACAUAAGAAAUAUAAAGAUGCAUUGGAUAUAUUUCAAAAUUGUUAUGAUUCACAACAAAAUGAUCCAAAUGCAAAUUUCUGGCUGGGGUUUUAUUACAUUAAAGGUUUUGGUGUAAAAAAUGAUGGAAAAAAAGGCAUGAUGUACCUCAAAAAAGCAUCUGAAUUACAACAUCCGGAAGCCCAAUAUUGGUAUGCGUUAACUUUGUUAAAUACUCCCGUUCCAUUUGAGGGUGAUAGGUACAAGACCGCGAUGGAAUAUUUGAGAAAAUCGGCGAGGCAGUACAAUCCUUUUGCGUUGGAAAAAUUGGGGAAAAUUGUGCAGAAGGGACUAUAUUAUCAAAAAGCAGAACCUAUCAUUGGAAAACAGAUGAUUGAACAAGCUAAUAAACUUAAAAUGGAAAUCAACUUUUAG